AUACGGCAAACAGCACUCUUAAUGUUUUAUGUUAUAUUAGACUUUUCAAACAUCCUAUAAAAUGUGUAAAUGGGAGAUCCCUGAAAAUAUUAAUUUCUUAUGUUUUAUGGAAGUAAUGACAGGAUAUCCUUACAGUAAUUGGAUAAAAAAAAUAGAUAUCACAGAAUAAUUUGUUAUUCUACUGUGUUAGAAUAUUUGUUAUUUUAUUUCUUAAAAAACAAAACAAACCAAUUUUCCUUGGCCCCUUGGCUAAAAGCUUCAAGGAGGACAUUCUGAGAGUUUCCUGAGUGAGUUUUAAUAUGGUGGUGCUCUGUUUAAAAAGUUGGACUACCUCUCUAAUGAGUAAGGGUAAAGGUAUGCAGCAUUGUAACCAGGGGCGUCAGAAGCAGUUUGAAUGUGAGGGGGACACACUGGCAAGGGGUCUGAGAACCCUCCCCCGGAAAUUUUUUAAUGAAUUAGAUGCCAUUUCCUGUAUUUUGAUGUAUUUGUAAGAGGUUGUUAAGCACCUAAUGUUACCUACAAAAGUCACUUAAUUCAACAACUAUUUUAGAGACUCAGCAAGUCCUCAUUCAACUAGUCCAUUUUCACCAGCUUGUUUUUAACUGCUAUCCACUGCUAUGCCUAAGAUAAUGAAAUGAAUGUGACACAAUUUACCACCAACAAUGAGUUUAUGGGUGCAUUUUACUUUUAAUUUUAUGUAUUCUUUUUUAUUUAGUUUUAUAUGUAACACAACAUGCCACUGUGCAGAGCAAUAGUGACCCUCAACUGUAUGUUUAAAAAUAAGAAUAAUCAUCGUUUCAUACAAUGAACAGGCAUGACAUGGCCUGCACUGACGAUUCACUUCACUUGCGUGACCCGGAGUGAUCCUUCAGUGGUAUGUGUAUUCUCAUAUCGAUCAAGUGGAAUGAAUUCUUUUGCAAAGCAACAUAAAACAAUGCUGGCUGAAUUAAUAUUUUAUAAUAAAUGUGGGGGGUCCAAACGAAUAAUUAUGAAAUGUGAGGGGGACAUAUCCCUUUUAGAUAUAAUGUCGGUGACGCCCAUGAUUGUAACACUAAUUCUGGUAGAGAGGAAUCCUGUCAAAACUGUCCUCCUCACAUAUGAUACUGAACAGAGAUUUUAUUAGGAAUACAAGCUGUGCUUUGUCUUUUUUAGUUUAUUUUUCAUAGUGAAUAAUUGAAAUCUAUAAUAAAAUAUUGGCAAAAUAAUUAGAUGUUGUUAUGAUGAUGCUAUGGACAGGCAAGGAUCAGGCAGGCAGGCAGGCAGGCAGAAUACAGGGCAAAACUAGGGGUUUAUUCAAAGGACUCAAGGGGCAGGAAACAUCAGAUGACAACUAACAUCAAUGACAGACAAGGAAUUAAGGUAAGACAUGGACUGAAAUAUACCAGAUAACAGGGUACAGCUGGGUACAAUCAGGGAAGCAAAUGUGGAUAAUCAGGGGGGCGUGGCACACACGAGGAUCGUACGAGCUGGGCAUGACAUAACCCCCCCCCCCAAAGGCGUGCUCUCCGGGCGCACCUCAGGGGAGGCAACGGACGUGACGAGACUGGGGAACCAGGACCUGGAACACAAGAAAAAACCAUUAACGAGGCACAGGGAACAGGACGGACAGACAAAACUGACACAGGGGCAUAAGCCAUGACAGGACCUGACAAAGGACAGGGAAGGCGGACAGACAGAUCAGGAAUGGGGACAGAGAGGGAACAAGUGGAACAAAAGGGCCAGGAGUGAACAGAGGGAAUACAGGAGGACGAGGAACAGAGACAGGAGGGACAAAGCGAGGGGGAGUGAAGACAGGAGGGACAAAGAUGGGAGGCCAGGGAGAGAAGGAGGGGGAAUAAAGGGGAGUACGAGGGAGCCCCAGCGGUCAACGGGAAGCAGCCGGAGGAGCCGCAGGUGGCCGGGAGGCCGGAGCAGGAGGGGACCUCUGAACGGCUGAGGAGACAGGGCGAGGGACAGACGGAGGGGAUAAGGAGGGAACUGGAGGGAGCACCAGGGAAGGGGACGAGGGAGCUGAAGGGGACCCUGGCGAGGGCAAGGAGAGGGGGGCAGCCGCAGCAGGCGGCGACGUCCUCUGAUGCGCAGGAGUGGGAGGACCCGCAGGUGACGGAGGAGCCGCCUCAGGGGAGCCUGCAGGCGACCGACGAGGAGUCGGCGGCAGGACCGAGGCAGGGCGACAAGGCUUCCGCGGGGGACCCACAGGCGACCGCCGACCUGGCGGCCCAGGACCCGCAAGCGCUCUCCGAGCCCCAGCGCAGGCAAGCGAGGGCAAGCCAGGGGGCAGGGCGGGAGGGACCCUAAUCCCGCACCUGUGUCCUCUCCCCUUCCGGGACACGGACAUGUGGGGUCGAACUCGCCGGGGCGAGGGCGGAGGAGUCAUUAGGAGGGUCCCCGAGGGGUCCCAUUCCAGCUCCUCUACCUCCAAGGAGGGAGGAGCGGUGGCUGAGCUGUCCGGGACCUCCUCGGGGACUAGGGCAAGAGGGACAGGAGUGGGACAAGGAACAGAAGUCAUUAGGGUUAAAGUCAUAAGAGGCGGAGGGAGCGCCUCAGGCGUGGGCGCAGGAGCUGCAGGCAGAGGGAGUGCCUCGGGCGUAGGCGCGGGAGCUGCAGGCAGAGGGAGUGCCUCGGGCGUGGGCGCGGGAGCUGCAGGCAGACGGAGCACCUGCGCGGGAGCAGGAGGCAGAGGCGGCUGCUUGGGCGCUGGAGCAGGAGGCAGAGGCGGCUGCUCGGGCGCUGGAACAGGAGGCAGAGGCGGCUACUCGGGCUGUGCAGGAGGCAGAGGCAGAGAUGGAGGAAGCGCCUUAGGCGUCGCUGCCGCAGGCGGCGGGACUGGCAAGUCCUGUGCGGGCGAACCGGGCGUGGCCCCUUUAAGAGGCCGGGGCACACGCGGAAUAGCGUCCCGUACUGCGCUGGCCCCCUUGUGGGCCAGUCACUCCAGGCGGUAGGAGUACCGCUCAAGGGGAGGCGGUAGCUCCUCGGCAGCUGGGCGUUUUCCCUGGAUGGGGAAAGCUGCCUGCGCAGGCAGCUUAGCAGCGACGGUGAUGUUCGGAAGAGCCGGGGAGUCCUCAAGCUCACCAGCUGGGAGGGAAGCGGGGACGAGCGUGCAUGCUCCCAGGACGAUUGUCGGGGUGACCGCCGGCUUCUUCCUCUUCUUCCUUCUCGUCGUCGCGACCGCGGGAGGCUGCUCUGUAUCCAAUGGGACGGACGGCUUGGGAACGACCUCCGCACCGUCAUGCGCUGGACCAGCUGGUGGAGGUUGGAGCGCACCUCUAUAAGGGGUUUAUUCGGAUGACUAAGGACUGGAGACAUCAGAUGAUAACUAACAUCAAUGACAGACCAGGAACUAAGACUGCCACUUACAGCUGGCCUACAGAAAGCAGCAUACUUCUUCCAGAAGCAGAAGUUGUCUUUGGAUUUCGUGCGUCAUUUGUGCAAAUCCCAUUUCUUAAAAAGAUUGCCUCUGCUCAGUGGGGUGGGUGUCACUUCGCCUUCAUCAUGAACUUCAGUAUACUUUUUCCAACCAUGCUGCUGAUGCUGGCUGCUAACCUAAGGGAGGCCUACCCCAGUGGUUCUCUCCAAUUGAAUAAAGAUGAGAGCCCUAAGCUGGCUUUCCUAAAGGUCUUAAAGGUCCUGGAUGCUGCUUCAACCACUGGCCUCCCACCCACAGUGCUGUCCAGCCCCAUGCCCUUGCAGCUCAGCCACUCAUUCAUGGGAGCACGUUAUCACAGAAGGACUUGGUGGUACCCAGAUAUGGCUCACAUCAAGGCUAAGAAACAGCAAAAUCUUUCCUCUUACAACUGGAACUCUUUCGGCCUGCGCUAUGGAAAGUCACAGGCAACCAGAAAUGGGUAAAGGGAGAGCAGGAGGCAAAUGUCCCGUCUUCCUCGUCGCCUCUCCAGGCGCGCCUUUGGGGGGGGAGUUCUGUCAUACCCGGCUCGUACGAUCCUCAUGUGUGUCACCCCCCCCUGAUUAUCCACG
This is a messenger RNA of Brienomyrus brachyistius, 3975 nucleotides long. RefSeq names its product KiSS-1 metastasis suppressor (gene kiss1). Bases 3193 to 3849 code for a protein of 218 amino acids. The record is from RefSeq and is a predicted model, not a curated record. The transcript has 7 exons. Lineage: Eukaryota; Metazoa; Chordata; Actinopteri; Osteoglossiformes; Mormyridae.